UCACGGAAACAAUGCAAAAUUCCAAUUUUAAUUUCGAAAAAGCUUUUUUUGUUACAACAACAGCCCUUCGUUUUGGCGGAACGUAUCACUUUAAAGGAAUAAAUAUAUUAUGGGCAUUUCGAUGUCUCAUAUUUUUCACAGUAUCAUUCGUGGUUUUUAUAUUUACUUCAAAUGCAGUAUUAUUUUACGAUAUUCCAUCAGGAAAUUUUUAUGAAGCAAGUAAGAAUGGCGCCAUAGGUGUCGUAGCCAUUAAUAUUAUGACUAAAUAUUUAUUUUUAUUUAACAAUAGAAAACUCAUUCAAGAUUUCAUCGACUUGGUAAAUAAAGAUUAUGAAGUAUUUAAAAAAGAAAUACCUGAAGAGAAAGAGAUAGUAAUAAAAUAUUCUAAAAAAGGCGCGAGAGUUUCAACAUAUUGGUUGAUUAUAAAUAUAGUGUUGAAUAUUACUGCCCCUUUGACAGCGUUACUCGAGAUGAGUUACUAUUACUUCAUAUCGGAAUUCAAAUUUGUUCCCGUAUUUGAUUUGAGGUACCCAACCAGGUUAGAAAUAAUUAAAGAGACUCAAGCUACAUUUUCUUUAUUAUUUAUUUUCUGGUGUAUUUUCGGAGUUUGUACCGCUGUUAUGUUAAUAGGGUUUGAACCUUUGAUACCCAUAUUUUUAACACAUGUUUGCGGUCAACUGGAUAUACUCAGCAGAAGAAUGUUAGAAAUAUUCUCUCACAGAUCCGACAUAUGCGCUCAAGACAGAAAGGAAAAAUUAAAACAAAUCAAUGUGAAGUUACAAGAGUUAUAUAAGUAAGUACUUUCUUAUUAAAUUGAAUAGAAAAUUCUUUAUUGUUAAUAUUACAUAAGUUAAAG
This is a messenger RNA of Diatraea saccharalis (sugarcane borer), 856 nucleotides long. The record is from the annotation of a GenBank genome assembly. Lineage: Eukaryota; Metazoa; Arthropoda; Insecta; Lepidoptera; Crambidae.